Molecule: messenger RNA, 1716 nt
Organism: Aegilops tauschii subsp. strangulata
Lineage: Eukaryota; Viridiplantae; Streptophyta; Magnoliopsida; Poales; Poaceae
Source: RefSeq, a predicted model, not a curated record
UAGGUACAGAGAGAACACUACAAUUCGACCGAUGGAGAUCACGAGCAGCACGAUGGUGAAGCCGGCAUACGCCGUGCCGCACCCGCUCGUCGGCGAGAUGGUCCCGCUGACCGUCUUCGACCGCGCCGCCCUGGACAUCUUCGUCCCCACCGUGCUCGCCUACCGCGCGCCGGCGCCGUCCAACGAGGCGCUCAGGGAGGGCCUCCUCAAGGCCGUCGCGCCGUACCCUCACCUGGCGGGCCGCCUCGCCCUCAACGAUCAAGGCCGGCGCUUCCUUCACGUCAACAACGAGGGCGUGCUCCUGAUCGAGGCCACCGUCCCGGUCGACCUGGCGGACGUGCUCGUCGACGGCCGCAUGGCCGCAGGCGUCGAGGAUAUCUACCGGAGGUAUUAUUUGCUGGGUUUUGCUUCUGUCACGACUCACGUCACGUGCCUUCACAUCGCGCUCAUGCAUGCAUGGACUCUGCACAGGUGCUUAUAUAUUUUUUAUUUUACUUUGCCUACACAGGAGAACAUUGGGGCGGCGCUGCUGCAGAUCCAGCUGAACAGGUACAAGUGCGGUGGCCUCGUGGUCGGCAUAUGCUCCCACCAUCAAGCCGCCGACGGCCACUCCAUGAGCAUGUUUUUCACCGCCUGGGCAACCGCUGUACGCGAGGGAAAGGACUUCACCACGCCGGCCCCAUUCCUCGACCGUGCGAGAACGUCCGUGCCUCGAAGCACGCCGACGCCGGUGUUCGACCACCGGUCACGGGAGUUCACGUGUGGAGACGGAGACACCUAUGCCGUCGUCCCCAUGGACAGGAUCAGAAACCUCACUCUGCACUUCACGGCCGAGUUCGUCGCCGACCUCAAAGCCCGUGUCGGCGCCCGCUGCAGCAGGUUCCAGUGCCUGCUCGCGCACGUCUGGAAGAAAAUCACGGCGGCGCGGGACCAGAAGCCGGAGGAGUUCACCAAGGUGAGGGUGGCCGUGAACUGCCGGGGCAGGGCCGACCCUCCCGUGCCAAUGGACUUCUUCGGGAACAUGGUGCUCUGGGCUUUCCCAAGGCUUCAGGUCAGGGACGUCCUGAACUCGAGCUACGGCAGCGUGGUCGGCGUCAUCCGCGACGCCGUGGCGCGCAUCGACGACGAGUACGUGCAGUCCCUCGUGGACUUCGGCGGGGUGGCGGACACGAACGGGGAGGAGCUCUUCGCGACGGCGGCCACGGCCGGCACGAUGUUCUGCCCGGACGCAGAGGUCGACAGCUGGCUGGGGUUCAGGUUCCAUCAACUCGACUUUGGCACCGGGGCACCGUCCGCUUUCAUACCGCCGGACUUGCCUAUCGAGGGGCUCAUGGUCUUUGUGCCGUCGUGCAAGGCGAACGGCGGCGUCGACCUCUUCAUGGCCGUCGCGGAGGAGCACGUCGCCGCGUUCGAGCAGAUCUGCUGCUCGUUCGAUUGAUCGAGAUUUAUGAUCUUGUAGUAGCUAUAGUAUAGCAGCCAUCCCAGUGGCGCUAUUAUUGCAGGAGUUUCUGUUUUGCAAUGCCUUUUCAUGUAAUGUAAUAUAUGAAUUUUAUGCUUCAGAAGCGUGUGCUGGCUGUUAUAUUUGUAGAGAUUUAUUUGUUCUCAAAAGAGGAGUAAAUGAAAUCGUGGGCUUGACUGUUAAUCUGAUUUUGAUGGUUGUAGGGUUGUUUAGUUGCAUCAUAAGACGUUAUUUCUGAAUUGAAAUAGGCCGGUACG